UAUGAGCUUUUGACUUAAUGUGUUUGAUCCCACAAGAUGAAAGUGCAAAGAAGAAAUCCCGUGUGGAAGGGAGAAGGCCACCCCCCCUCGACAUACGGAGUUACAAAUUCCAUCGAAAGCUGGGAGAAGGCAGCGGUGGAAAGGUGAUGUUGGCAUCAUUUGCACCAAAGAAACAGCUCGUGGCAAUUAAGAUAGUGCCGAAAAAACCAAACAGGUGCAACUAUCCGUGGAUCAGUAUGGAGGCAUGGCUCUCGAAGAUCGCCAGAGAAUGCCCCUUUCUGUGCCACUCACAUGCCACAUUCCAGUCCAAGGCCCAAGCCUUCUUUGUGCUGGAGUAUGCCGGUGGGGGGACGCUGUACAGGAUGAUUUCCCGUAAAAAAAAUUUACCAACGAAGAGCAUCCAGUUCUACACUGCAGAGAUGGUGGUUGCCCUACAGUUUCUGCACUCCAAUGGCAUCAUCCAUCGUGAUCUCAAGCCUGACAACAUCUUGGUGGAUAACGACGGACACAUCAAGAUCUGCGACUUCGGCAUCGCUGCUGCAGGAAUGUUCGCCGGAUGGAAGAUCAGGGGAUUGGCAGGAACACCUGGAUACCGUGCCCCAGAGAUGUUGUCAUUGGAGGCGUACGACGCUGGAGCGGACUGGUGGUCGCUUGGUGUCAUCAUGUACGAAAUGGCCACUGGAAGGAAGCCAUUUGUCCCGUCACUUGAUCCUGCUAAGGAGUUUUUGGAUAUGAAGCUGACAAAGGUUGAUUAUCCAAGUCACAUGAGCCAGGAAAUGCUGGACCUUCUGCCAAAGCUUCUGGAGAUGGACAAUAACAACCGUUUAGGAGUAAAUGGGAACAUCAGGGAACACCAAUUCUUUGCCGGAAUCAACUGGAGUGAGCUUGAAAAGAGAACAACUCAGACACCUUUCAAGCCCAAAAUUCAACCAGCAGAUAAAUUAAAAGAAAUUAAACCAGGAUUCUGUGCUGAGACCUCCGAGGAAAAUAAGCUAGAAGACUUUACCUAUGUGGAUUACAACUGGAAUUGGCAGGAGUAAAGCAUUUUCUGUGCUCAUGGGGACUAACAUCAAACUCCCUGUGCAACAAGUGAUGGGGGCAACAUACCAACAAACCAAAUUCCAUCUAUGGCAUCAGAUCUGCCAUCAACUGCAAGUGUUUGCCUGUAUAGCCAACUACAUCAGCCCCACAUGGGAUCCUAGACAGAAAGAAGAGGCAACUUGAAGAAGAAGACAUCGUGGGAGGCCAGAAGAGCUGCGAGCUGGAUUUUGGGCAAAGUCCCACAGACCCUUGGAUAAGGGUAAACAUCUCUACUGAACAUACAGUGCACUUAUGGUAAGGCAGUGCACUGUUAAUUAACAUCGUUCAGUAUAUUUCAAUUUCUAUUUAUAUAAGGUAAGGUAAAUAAGCUUUCUUUCUUUUCUAUCUUCUCUCCUUUCCCAUUCUGCUACCAUUUUCUUCUUCCAUGUAUUUCUUCAUAUGGUAAGUCAAUAGAUAGCAUAAGUUUAAUGUU
Molecule: messenger RNA, 1513 nt
Organism: Xenopus tropicalis (tropical clawed frog)
Lineage: Eukaryota; Metazoa; Chordata; Amphibia; Anura; Pipidae
Product: protein kinase C theta type
Exons: 8
Coding region: 18-1040 (340 amino acids)
Molecular function (GO): transferase activity; protein serine/threonine kinase activity; kinase activity
Source: RefSeq, a predicted model, not a curated record